GUGACUUUUAAGACAUUAUUUUUUUAGUCCAACUCUUGAGGAGCCUACCUUACCUCUCCCUGCAGCUAGUCAGCCAGGAUCAGCAUCACAACUCCAGCCGUUAAAUCCAUUGGUUCCAUUGGUUCCAUUGGUUACAGAUCCAUUGAUUCUUGAGACAAGGCAGUGGCUGGCUGACAACAAUUUUCUUUCCCAUGCUUAUUCUAGCUUAGCUCAUUAUAGACGUAUUGACCUUCUAAAAUUAACCUGUGAAGAGUUAAUGAAAUUAUGUGGCUUUGUUGAUGGAAUGAGGCUAUAUAACACUCUGCAUAAAAGGUUUCUUAAAAUCAUCUUUAUAUCAUUUGAAGAAGGCACAGCAUAUUAUCCUGUAUUUCUGGAAGAAUACAGUGUUGCGCAUCUGAAGGACCAUAUCGCCGAAAAAUUUUCUAUAGAGUCAUCCCUCAUUUCUUCAGUUCUAUUAAAGCACAAGAAUGAAAAUUUACUAGUUGUUCACGAUACAGUAUUAGAGACUAUAAAUAAUGAGGAAUUCUUCAUUGCUACAAAAGAUGAGAGUGCGGCUGAUGGGUCGAUCAAGAUUAUUAUGAAGCAUGUAUGAACAGGACUAAUUAUAUUUAGUGUUUUUUAGUAGUA
This is a messenger RNA of Amphimedon queenslandica, 627 nucleotides long. RefSeq lists its product as uncharacterized. The record is from RefSeq and is a predicted model, not a curated record. Lineage: Eukaryota; Metazoa; Porifera; Demospongiae; Haplosclerida; Niphatidae. The coding region runs from base 257 to 592 and encodes 111 amino acids. The transcript has 6 exons.